GCUGAGUCUACACGGAAGUUUUCAUUACGUUGUUUUAUCGAUGGGAUUGAUUGUGCGGUUUAUAACGUUUUUAUCGGAGUUGGGUUUACAGCUCUAACAUCUGUUCUUAAAUAAUGGUCACAACGGAUUAACAGAAAAGGGACGGUGAAGGGUAACAACCACCACAACAACCAAAGACUCAACAAGCCACAAGAGGAGUUUCUUCACAAGGUCAGUCUUCAAGUUCACCACAGAGAGUCUCUUCCACGCAAGACGCCAUGAUUUCUUCUAAUCGAUCUUAUGGAGCGAGGGUAAUAAACGAAUCGCCUUCUCAGAGGUCAAAAGAAACCCUAUCACCACAGGGACCAAAAGACCCGCGAACUGACAAAAACCCACCGUCAUCAGAUCAGGGUGGUUGGAGCUGGAGAAAAAUAGCCAGUGUUACCGCUGGAGCGGUGGGAGCCGUGGCUCUGGCGCCCGUAGCUGUGGCCGCAGCUGGGUUCGGAGCAGGCGGUAUUGCCGCCGGAAGUUUAGCAGCGAGCAUGAUGUCUACGGCCGCGAAAUCCGGACCAAAAAGAGACGGUGAAGGGAAACAACCACCACAACAACCAAAGACUCAACAAGCAGCAAGAGAAGUUUCUUCACAAGGUCAGUCUUCAAGUUCACCACAGAGAGUCUCUUCCACGCAAGACGCCAUGACUGCUACUAAUGGAACUUAUGGAGCUAUGGCAAUAAACGAGUGGUCGUCUUCUCCUGGUUCAAAAGAAAACUCUCCAUUACCGGGACCAAAAGAAACAGGACCUGACAAAAACCCACCAUCGUCCUGUGAAAGUGGCUGGGGCUUUGGAAAGCUUGCAGGUGUUGCUUCUGGAGCCUUUGGAUCACUGACGCAGUCACCGGCACUUGUGGUAGGCGUUAGAGCAGCCAAAAGUUUAGCUGCGGAUAUGAUGUCUACGGCUGCUACAUCCGGUGCCCAAUUUAGAGAAGGAAAACAACCAUCAGAAAACACGAGGAACCCACACUAUAAAACGGAAUCUUCCAAACCUAGUCAGUCAACGAGUUCUUCACGGAGGGACUCCUCCACACAGGACUCUAGGUCUUCUGGGACUUCUGGAGCUGGGCCAAGAAAAGAGCAGGGGUCAAAAGCAACCCCACCAUCACAGGAACCAAAUGAACCAGGAUCUGAUAAAAACCCACCUUCAUCAGAUCAGAGUGGUUGGAGCUGGAGAAAAAUUGCCUGUGUUGCCGGAGGAGCAGUUGGUGCUGCGACGCUGGCACCAGUAGCUGUGGCGGCAGCUGGGUUUGGAACAGGCUGUAUCGUGGCCGGAACUGUAGCUGCGAGUAUGGUGUACAAUGCUGCUACAUCCGGUGAAGGGAAACAAUCAUCAGAAAACACGAGAAACCCACAAGAAACAAGGGAAUCUUCCAAAGCUGGUCAGUCAACGAGUUCUUCACAGAGAGGCUCCUCCACACAAGACUUUAGGUCUUCCUCUUCUGGAACUGGGCUAAGAAAAGAGCAACCAUUACCGAGACCAAAAGAAACCCCAUCAUCACAAGAACCAAAUGAACCUGGAUCUGACAAAACCCCACCAUCAUCAGAUCAGAGUGGUUGGAUGUGGAGAAUAAUUGCUUGUGUUAUCGCUUGGAUGAUGUCCAAGGCUGCUACCACCGGUCAAGGGAAACAAUCAUCAGAAAACACAAGAAACCCACAAGCAACAAGGGAAUCGUCCAAAGCUGGUCAGUCAACAAGUUCUUCACAGAGAGGCUCCUCCACACAGGACUUUAGGUCUUCCUCUUCUGGAACUGGGCCAAGAAAAGAGCGACCAUCACAGGGACCAAAAGAAACCCCAUCAUCACAAGAACAAAAUGAACCAGGAUCUGACAAAACCCCACCAUCAUCAGGUCAGAGUGGUUGGAGCUGGAGAAUAAUUGCUUGUGUUAUCGCUUGGAUGAUGUCCAAGGCUGCUACCACCGGUGCCCAGUUUAGAGAAGGGAAACAACCAUCUGAAAACACGAGAAACCCACACGGUACCAGGGAAUCUUCUAAACCAGGUCAGUCAACCAGUUCUUCACGGAGGGACUCCUCCACACAAGGCUCUAGGUCUUCUAAAACUUCUGGAGCUGGGCCAAGAAAAGAGCAGGGGUCAAAAGCAACCCCACCAUCACAGGAACCAAAUGAACCUGGAACUAACAAAACCCCACCUUCAUCAGAUCAGGGUGGUUGGAGCUGGAGAAAAAUUGCCUGUGUUGCCGGAGGAGCUGUUGGUGCCGUGGCGCUGGCACCCGUAACUGUGGCCGGAGCUGGUUUCGUAGCCGGCAGUAUCGUGGCCGGAUGUGUAGCUGCGAGUAUGGCGUACAAUGCUGCUACAUCCGGUGCCCAAUUUAGUGAAAGAAAACAAUCAUCUGAAGACUCGAGAAACCCACAAGCAACAAGGGAAUCUUCUAAACCAGGUCAGUCAACGAGUUCUUCACGGAGGGACUCCUCCACACAAGACUUUAUGUCUUCUGGGACUUCUGGAGCUGGGCCAAGAAAAGAGCAGCCAUUACAGGGACCAAAAGAAACCCCAACAACACAGGGACCAAAAGAAACUCCAACAACACAGGGACCAAAAGAAACUCCAACAACACAGGGACCAAAAGAAACUCCAACAACACAGGGACCAAAAGAAACUCCAACAACACAGGGACCAAAAGAAACUCCAACAACACAGGGACCAAAAGAAACUCCAACAACACAGGGACCAAAAGAAACUCCACCAUCAAAAGAACCAAAUGAACCUGGAUCUGACAAAACCCCACCGUCAUCAGAUCAGCGAGGCUGGAGCAAAAGAAAAAUUGCCUGUGUUGCCGCUGGAGCAGUUGGUGCUGUGGUGCUGGGACCUGUAGCUGUGGCGGCAGCUGGGUUCGGAGCAGGCGGUAUCGCGGCCGGAAGCUUAGCAGCCAGCAUGAUGUCCACGGCAGCUACAUCCGGUGUCGGCAUGGGCGUCGUCUCUGUGUUACAGUCAGUGGGGGCUGUAGGAUUUGGAUUGGCGGGUAAUGCGGGGCUAGCAGCUGGGGGCGCCGCUGUCGGUGGAGUUGUAGCACGUGCAGCGGACGCCAUUUUCGGCCAGGGAGAUCAGCCAACCAAAGAGGACGAUGAGAAUGAUGACAGCAGUGAUGAUACCGGUCAUGGGGAAACAAAACAGAGAAAAUAAACGUGAUGCCUCAGCCUGGGAACAUAGUAUAUAACUCUACAAGAUCCUGGUUGGUGCGCCCAAGUUUCAAAAGAGAUGACAAUUUAACAUAUUCUGGGACUAAGUGAAGUGGGUUGGAACAAUUUCGGAGAAACUUGCCUAAGACUGUAUGGAAUCCCAACUAAAGUGAUACAAGGGUUAUCAACUUGAAAAUAUUUGAAUCUCUAUACACAUGAUUCAAUUCUAUAUACCUCAGCUUAUAUACCUGAUCCCCUUCCGUACACAUCAACCCUUUUAAUAUACAAAAACCCUGUUCUAUCUCAUUGCUUGAUACAUGAGGCGAAUAACAUUAAGUUCAAAAUAAAAUGAUUGAAAAAAAAAAA
Physella acuta is the source of this 3535-nucleotide messenger RNA. Its product is annotated as nascent polypeptide-associated complex subunit alpha, muscle-specific form-like. Gene Ontology annotation, cellular component: mitochondrial membrane. NCBI's taxonomy places the organism in Eukaryota, Metazoa, Mollusca, Gastropoda, Physidae. Gene Ontology annotation, biological process: intrinsic apoptotic signaling pathway; release of cytochrome c from mitochondria. The record is from RefSeq and is a predicted model, not a curated record.